Fusarium tjaetaba is the source of this 879-nucleotide messenger RNA. RefSeq names its product 5-carboxymethyl-2-hydroxymuconate isomerase. Bases 1 to 879 code for a protein of 292 amino acids. The record is from RefSeq and is a predicted model, not a curated record. Gene Ontology annotation, molecular function: catalytic activity. The transcript is spliced from 3 exons. NCBI's taxonomy places the organism in Eukaryota, Fungi, Ascomycota, Sordariomycetes, Hypocreales, Nectriaceae.
AUGUCCUCAACAACUUGGAACCGCCUCAUCCGCUUUGUCGAUGACAACGGAAAUGAGACCUUUGGAGACCCCGUCAUUGAGAAUGACAAGGACUUUUCCGAGAAGUUGGCCAAGAAUCACUUAUGGGCUGUUGAGUACAAGGGUCAGAGUCCUGUGGCGCAACUCACCAAGGGUGGCAAGGUACAUGUCAAGGCUGUAAAGGAGCUGCUGCGACCGGCUGAUGUGCCUAUCAUCCGAUGCAUUGGCCUUAACUACAUCAAGCACAUCAAGGAAGGUGGCCGAACACCGCCGCCUUAUCCCUCAUUGUUCAUCAAGCCCUCUACCUCCAUUGCUGGCUUCAAUGAGGAUGUCCCCAUUCCCAAGAUCGCCCAAGAUGGCACAAUAGACUACGAGGGAGAGCUUGGUAUCGUGAUUGGCAAGUCUGGCAAGAACAUCACCAAGGAAGAUGCUCUCUCUUACGUAGCAGGCUACGUCGUCUCCAACGAUGUCUCCGCUCGAGCAUGGCAACGAGAUCCCAAGAAGGCCGGCGGUGUUCCCCAAUGGUGCUUCAGCAAGGGUUUCGACAAGUUCGCGCCCAUUGGACCUCUUCUCGUCUCUCCAGCCGUCGUUGGUAACGCUUCCAAGCUGCACCUGACAACAACUGUCAACGGCGAGGUGAGACAAAGCGAGGGUACGAAUGAUCUUCUUUUCGGCGUCGAGGAGAUCGUAAGCUUCAUCAGCCAAGGCACAACGCUAGAAGCCGGAACUGUUGUUCUCACAGGAACGCCUUGUGGCGUUGCCAUGGGAAUGAAGGAGCCUAAGUAUCUUAAUGACGGUGAUGUUGUAGAGGUUAGCAUCACCGAGUUGGGAAGUGUCAAGAACAAGAUGGUCUUCGAGUAA